This is a messenger RNA of Verruconis gallopava, 1454 nucleotides long. RefSeq lists its product as uncharacterized. NCBI's taxonomy places the organism in Eukaryota, Fungi, Ascomycota, Dothideomycetes, Venturiales, Sympoventuriaceae. The coding region runs from base 369 to 1127 and encodes 252 amino acids. The record is from RefSeq and is a predicted model, not a curated record. Gene Ontology annotation, molecular function: mRNA binding. The transcript is spliced from 4 exons. Gene Ontology annotation, cellular component: nucleus. Gene Ontology annotation, biological process: mRNA export from nucleus.
GUCAUUGACUGCACUCCCUCCUUCUUUUCAUCAACAACCAUCUUGCACCCAACACCUCAACCACCGUCUCUUCUUCUUCGUGUGACUUGCAUCAGCGAUUCGCACGGGCUUUCGGGCAUUUUGUAAUUUAUUUUCGAGGAGCGAUCUUAAGCCCCUUCCUCAACGCCUUUUCAGCAGGCAGACGCGCUCUCCUUUCACCGUCUGCUGUCGCCUCGAAUCACCUCCAACAAGUCGAAAAACUUUUCCAGCGACUCUGUUAUUGCCACUUCUAUCCACACACAUUGUCUCGCGCGAUUCUUCAUCUCUGCACGCGCUGCCGUCACUCCCACAGCCUUCGCUUAUCAAAACAAUAAGCGACAAACAUCAUAAUGCCGGACAAGCUUAGUCAGUCUCUCGAUCAGAUCAUGAGCGACCGUCGCAAGUCGACUCGUAGUCGUCGCGCACGACCUGGUGCCAAGGCUACGACUGCGCCAGCAGGUGGCGUCACGAAGAAGACUAAGCCAGCUGAGAAAAAGCCGGUUAAGGCAGUACCUACUGGACCGUCCAACAAAGAAAGCAAGGUCCAAGUCUCAAACCUCCCACGCGAUGUGACCGAGGUUCAGAUCAAGGAGUACUUCACUACUACCGUAGGUGCUAUCAAGAAGGUUCUCCUCUCCUAUGGCCCGAAUGGCGAAUCUCGCGGUGUUGCUACCAUCAUCUUUGCGAAAUCAGAUGGUGCUGCGAAAGCUGCUAAAGAGCUUAACGGAUUAAAGGUAGACGGACGCCCAAUGAAGAUCGAAGUAAUCCUCGGCGCUGAAGAGGCCCCUGCUGCACCCGCGCCAAAGCCACUCAGCGAUCGUAUUCAGAAGCCUGCUGAGAAGGCUAAGCCAAAACCGGCAACAGCGACACCGAAGGCUGCCACAAGUGACAAGGCCGGUAAGCCUGGCCGUCGUCGUGCUCGCGCUGCAAAGGGUAAGGCAGGCGCAGGUCGCCCCAAGCCAAAAACAGCAGAAGAGCUGGAUGCAGAGAUGGCUGAUUACUGGGGUGGCGGUGCUAACGCUGAGAGCGAUGCCGCGAUGGCCAAUGGUGGUGCUGUUCAGCCCGCUGCCAAUGGCGAUACGGGCAUGGAAGAAGACGUCGUCGCAUGAACGCCAAGGGUAUACAGAUUCUAGGUUUGCGGAUCUUGAUGGUGACUUUGCUCGAGGUUAUUUCAAGUGUAAUGUGCUGAGGCGAGGGACACGACGUUUGCACUUUCGUUACAAUGCAUGUCUUAUCACACAAUAAAGUAUCUUCAAAUUACCCAAAAAAGACUGGGCAGCAUGGAGUCAGGUUACUCGAUCGCGUUGUAGUACGGAGACGCAAUGCCUUUCAAAGAGUUACAGUUGAGGAAUGGGUUUUCACGGGGGGUCCUUCUCCUUACAUACAAUGUAAAGCAGAAAACAUACAGAACAAAAUCAUCAGCAGUACCCAAGAAA